This is a messenger RNA of Nannospalax galili (Upper Galilee mountains blind mole rat), 1733 nucleotides long. RefSeq names its product signal peptidase complex subunit 3. Lineage: Eukaryota; Metazoa; Chordata; Mammalia; Rodentia; Spalacidae. Gene Ontology annotation, cellular component: signal peptidase complex; membrane. Gene Ontology annotation, biological process: protein targeting to ER. The record is from RefSeq and is a predicted model, not a curated record. The coding region runs from base 317 to 859 and encodes 180 amino acids. The transcript has a single exon.
UUUGCUAGGGUGUAAAGGGAUGGGGCAGUUCAGGGCCCCUUGGGCUUGCCAGCUAAGUGGAGACACGGUGCUGCUGUUUUCUAUCAGAUUCUCCAAAUGCCUUGGACCAUCAGAGGACAGUGGUUGUAGGGUUAACUAGCGACUUGGAAAAAAAAAAAAAAAAGACACCGUGGGCGGUGCGCGCUCCCGGGACGCGCGCUCCCGGCGUUGGGCACUCGCAGAAGCAACGCAGAGGGAAGAGGAGCCGAGAGAGAGCCCCGGUGUGCCUGCCGUGUGCGUGUGGAGCCCGCGUGGAGCGAGCCGCCGGCCGGUCGAGAUGAACACCCUGCUGUCGCGGGCGAACUCGCUGUUCGCCUUUACGCUGAGCGUCAUGGCGGCGCUCACUUUGGGCUGCAUCCUCACCACCGCCUUCAAAGACAGGAGCGCGCCCGUCCGCCUGCACGUCUCCAGGAUCCUGCUCAAAAAAGUGGAAGACUUCACUGGACCGAGGAAGAAAAGCGACCUGGGAUUCAUCACAUUCCACAUCUCUGCGGAUCUGGAGAAGACUUUCGACUGGAAUGUCAAGCAGCUCUUUCUGUAUUUGUCAGCCGAAUAUUCCACCAAAAGCAACGCGGUGAACCAGGUGGUCCUCUGGGACAAGAUAGUUCUGAGAGGCGAUAACCCGAAGCUGCACUUGAAAGACGUCAAAACCAAGUACUUUUUCUUCGACGAUGGACACGGUCUCAAGGGAAACCGGAAUGUGACUUUGACUCUGUCUUGGCAAGUUAUACCGAUUGCUGGAAUUCUGCCUCUUGUGACUGGAUCAGGACGCAUAUCUGUCCCAUUUCCAGACACAUAUGAAGUAGCCAAGACUUUUUAAAGAACUCUGCAUUUGAAAAAGGGACACUUUGUUCUUAAUGAAUCGCCUUUAAUCUUUUUUCUUUACAUCUUUCUAGUUUCUUUUUUGUUUAGUUAUCCUUUGAGAUAUACCCUUUGUAUCUAGGACUGCCUGGAACUCAUCAUCCUCAAGGUGCAGAUUGCAUUCAUGGAUCAGCAGAACAGACUUAUUCUUUGACUAUUAACUUUCUCCAUUGAUUGAUAACUUUCAUUUUUUGUAUAAGUAUUAACAACCAAGGAUAUAUCUGAAGGGAGUGAUUGAUCGAGUAUUAAAGCUUGAUUCACAAAUAACAAAACAAGGUCACCAGAGUGGGGGAUCAUUAGAAAAUGACAACUUCAUAAUGAGUGUUCUAAAAAAUACAGUUGUGGCAUAUGAUCUGCAUUUUCACUAUUCCAUGUGUAAUAUAAAAUGUGUCUGAAAGGUAGUCAAACGUUUGACGUGCUAGUAUUAUUUAAAAAAACGCUUUGUAUUUUAUUCUUGGCAUUCCUUGUAGAUUCACAUUGAAUGACAUUUUCUUAUGUCUUAUAGAGUGUAUUUGAUUACUAGAAAAGUUAUGAUGUUUUUCUUAGAAGCCUGGCAUACAAAGUAAGUAAAAAUGGAUCAGAUGAUUUUUCUCAUUUAAAAAAUCAUCUAAAUGCUUGCCUUUCCUGGCAGCAAAUAUGUUGUUUUGAAAAGUGAAUGGUUCUUUAGGCUGUAAAUAAUUAUAACUCAAUUCAAAUCUGUUAAGUAAAACAAAUAUGUGUCUUGCAGUGUUUCCUCCACAACGAUUCCUGUAUAUUUUAUCUUUGUGAAAUGUAUGUAACAUUGUUACUGUAAUUUGAGAAUGUCUGCAUGGUUUAACCUCAGAUAAAUUUGU